UGCCGUUUGGGGGAGGUGUCUCUCCCGACGUGGCAGCGCCUGCCAAAAAGCUCAGGAUUUCUAGAAAGUGCAAAAGAGCUCAAGCUGGGAGCCCGAGAGGUACGCAAGGCUGGUUUUUAUCCAAAAUAAAUAAGAUGAAGAGGAAAGGUGUAUUAGUCUUUCUUACUUUUCAGUUCUGUUGCACAUGGUUUGCAGAUGCUGAGGUCUUCACCUCAAUAGGUCAGAUGACUGACUUGAUCUUCACAGAAAAGGAACUUGUUCAUUCUUUAAAAGAAUACAUUCGAGCUGAAGAAUCUAAAUUAGAGAAAAUCAAAAGUUGGGCAAGCAGGUUAGAUGUUCUGACACGCUCUUCCACUUCAGAUCCAGAAGGAUUCUUAGCUCAUCCUGUAAAUGCAUACAAAUUAGUGAAGCGUCUCAACAAUGAAUGGGCAGAGCUGGAGAAUUUGGUUUUGCAGAACCCUUCUGAUGGGUUUAUAUCUAAUAUAUCCUUGCAACGACAAUUUUUUCCCGAUGAUGAGGAUGAAAAAGGAGCAGCCAAGGCUCUGAUGCGACUUCAAGAUACUUACCGCCUGGAUCCAGAGAAAAUCUCUAAAGGCCAGCUACCAGGUGUGAAGUUCAGUGCUGUUCUCACAGUCAAUGACUGUUUUGACAUGGGAAAAACGGCUUAUGGAGAGGAAGAUUAUUAUCACAGUGUGCUUUGGAUGCAACAGGCUCUCAGACAGAUUGAUGAAGGCGAGAAGUCCUCAGUCUCUAAAUCUGACAUACUUGAUUACCUCAGCUACUCUGUUUACCAGAUGGGUGACCUGGCACGGGCAUUAGAACUGACGAGGCGCUUGGUUGCAGUUGAUCCCACACACCAGAGAGCUGGUAAAAACCUGAGAUAUUUUGAGAGACUUCUGGCAAGGCAAAUGGGACAGGUAGCUAAAACCGAGCAACCUCCUGUGACAGAGGCACCCAUUGAUGUGGGGACGUAUACUAGGCCUGCUGACUACCUACCAGAAAGAGACACAUAUGAAGCGCUGUGCAGAGGCGAGGGAGUGAAAAUGACUGAAAAGAGACGCAAGAAUCUUUUCUGCAGGUAUCACAAUGGUAACAAAAACCCCAGACUGAUCCUGUCUCCAAUUAAAGAGGAAGAUGAGUGGGACAAUCCUCAUAUUGUCCGAUACCUGGACAUGUUGUCAGACAAGGAGAUUGAAAAAAUUAAGGAGAUAGCUAAACCCAAGUUGGCACGAGCAACAGUACGAGACCCUGUUUCCGGUGUGCUUACUGUGGCUAAUUACAGAGUAUCCAAGAGUGCCUGGCUAGAGGAAGAAGAUGACCCCGUGAUUGCCCGUGUGAACCAAAGAAUGGAGGAUAUAACAGGUCUGGCAGUGGAAACUGCAGAGCUUCUUCAGGUUGCUAACUAUGGAGUAGGUGGUCAGUAUGAGCCUCAUUUUGAUUUUUCCAGGAAAGAUGAACCUGAUGCUUUCAAAAGAUUAGGCACUGGAAAUCGCGUGGCUACUUAUUUAAAUUAUAUGAGUGACGUUGAAGCUGGAGGUGCCACAGUAUUUCCAGACUUUGGUGCAGCCAUCUGGCCUAGAAAGGGGACAUCAGUAUUUUGGUAUAAUCUGUUCAGUAGCGGAGAAGGAGACUACCGAACAAGGCACGCAGCCUGCCCCGUGUUAGUAGGAAGCAAAUGGGUUUCAAAUAAAUGGUUCCAUGAGCGAGGGCAAGAAUUCAGAAGACCCUGUGGACUGACUGAGGUUGACUGAAAGUUAUUUGUGAACUUCAGUGUGCAUUUUACUAGAAAGGUGUUGAAAACAACAACGACAUUAACAAGACCCGGAGCAGCUCUGGAAUACUUUUUUAAUCCAGUGUCAACUGAUUGAAUUUUCCCUUUCAUUUCUGGAUUUUUGCUCUUUGAACAACUUUUAAAUGUUUUUCAUUUUUUUCACUCCCAAA
Polypterus senegalus (gray bichir) is the source of this 1941-nucleotide messenger RNA. RefSeq names its product procollagen-proline, 2-oxoglutarate 4-dioxygenase (proline 4-hydroxylase), alpha polypeptide 2 (gene p4ha2). The transcript has 15 exons. The record is from RefSeq and is a predicted model, not a curated record. NCBI's taxonomy places the organism in Eukaryota, Metazoa, Chordata, Cladistia, Polypteriformes, Polypteridae. The coding region runs from base 135 to 1751 and encodes 538 amino acids. Gene Ontology annotation, cellular component: endoplasmic reticulum. Gene Ontology annotation, molecular function: L-ascorbic acid binding; protein binding; procollagen-proline 4-dioxygenase activity. Gene Ontology annotation, biological process: peptidyl-proline hydroxylation to 4-hydroxy-L-proline.